Molecule: messenger RNA, 1575 nt
Organism: Misgurnus anguillicaudatus (oriental weatherfish)
Lineage: Eukaryota; Metazoa; Chordata; Actinopteri; Cypriniformes; Cobitidae
Product: intercellular adhesion molecule 2-like
Biological process (GO): cell-cell adhesion
Cellular component (GO): membrane
Molecular function (GO): integrin binding
Source: RefSeq, a predicted model, not a curated record
GAUCUCAGUGGAGUGGAGAUAUGCUGUGUGAUCUUUUAUAACACAUCCUGUUAAAUUUCACUUUUAGUCUGAAAAUCUAAACACACACAACAUGCUUCAAAGUUUGUUUGGACUUUUUUAUCUCUCGACGCUUUCUCGGUUAGUGACUCUCAAAGGUACUCAAGCUGAAUGUCCUAUAAAGUUUAACCCACCGAGUGUUGUUGUGGAGUACGGCAGCUCUGUUUCAGUGGAUUGUAGCACUGAUGUCACACAUGAUGGGAUGGGCGUGGAAGCCCCUGAAGGAUCAGUACCCUUGACCAAAGCCAAACUGAUCACCUGGAGAGUAUCUAACCUGAGACGAUGGGACAUACGGCCACAGUGCUACAUAAACUUCAAUAAACAACAGUGUGAAAUUUUCCUCCCAUUCAUUGUUUACAAGACUCCAGAUAGUGUCUCCAUCAACACAGUGAAUCGACCAAUGAUUGAGGGAUCACAGUAUGAGCUCCAGUGUGAUAUUGUGAAUGUGGCUCCUGUUAAGAGACUCAUUGUGAAAUGGUUUAAUGGAGAGACAGAAGUGAAAACUGAAACCUUCAAUGACACCAUCAAGACUCCAGUGAAUGAAACAUCUAAACUUGAGAUCACUGCAGACAGAGAUGAUGAUGGAGCUCAGUACAGAUGUGAAGCAGAUCUGGAACUGGGACCAUAUGGACCUCAACCUCCUCCUGAAGUGACAUCAGAACCUUUUCAGAUUAUAGUACAGUUUUCACCACGACACAUUGAUUCAAAGGAGAUCAUCACAAAAACAGAUGGAGAGAUCACUCUGAACUGUACAGUAGCAGCAAAUCCACCUGCUACUUACUCCUGGACCUCAGAGCAUUUGAAAAAGAGGAACAAUUCACCAAUGCUCUCAUCCUCUACACUGACUCCAGGAAACUACACAUGCACUGCUACAAACACUCUAGGAGAAUCCAAAAAAGAGUUCAUCAUCAAUUCUGGAGGCAGUCGCACCACAUUCACAUUCAUUUUUCUCCAGCUGCUGGUUGCUUUAAGGAUUGUCAUGUGAGGAAGAUACAAAAGGAUACUCUCAGAAGAUUAAUUCCACUUCUUUUUUUAAAGCAACUUGUUCACUUUCUUUAAGAUCUGACAGUCACUGUUUUGCAUCAAAAUCUCACGAACGUGAAACAUUGUGGAUAUUAUUCAUGACCUAAACCAAUGUAUUGUGUAAUUUUUAGGGAUGGACCAAUAUACCAGCCCAUAAUUGGUAUUGGCAGAUAAAAGAAUUUACAUUGGCCGCAUUAUUUUGAAUUGGGUAAAAAUGACAGCAAAAUUGCAGUUUGUAUGAAACAGUAAAAAUUGAAACCAUCAGUGUUGAAAAAACUAUGAAAACAUGAAUGUAUUAAUUAUUCUGUCACAACCUUCUGUACCAUCUGCAUUUCUGUGCUCAAUGAUAGUGAUCAAAGACUAUUGGCAGAGUUGUUUAUUCAGUACAGUGGGGGCUACAGGUGGUCUUCUGAUUGGUCAGUUUGAAUGUAUCAUGUUGGGUUUGUAGCAUUUCAAUUGUAACUUUACUGUUAUUAAACCUUUUCAUUUGGUAAA